AAGUUUGCGGUCGUUGGCGAAUGCGUAGGUAUAAAGCGCAGUGGCGAGAACACAUUACUUGCAGACGGAUACCGCUCCACGUUUUAGCGAAAAAGCAGUCCGAGCGUGCUCGUCCAACCGUUCGAACCUGCGCGCAAUUGUUAAUAACAAAAGUGCUUCUCAAACGCUUUUACUUCUUUCUACGGGCCGGCGGAUUGAGCACGCAUCACAACAAACGCGCCGGGCAAAACCGAAAACGUGCGCUGCAUUCGAAGUGAUUAGUUGUGAAUUAAAACAAAUCGGAAAUGUCGAAUUGGUUACACACGUUUUAUCCUGUCGUUAUUGUGAGUUUGUUCUAUGCAGUUUGUGGCCAGGACUUUGGUUACGAUGGCUCUGAAGGUCCAACACAUUGGGGUGAAAAAUAUAGACAAUGCAUUGGUAAACAUCAAAGUCCAAUAAAUAUCGAAGAUCACAACGUGGAGACAAUAUGGUUGUACCCAAUGCGAUUCGAGCACUUUGGUGAAAAACCCGAAUAUGCCGAAAUGAAAAAUAACGGACACACUGUUACUUUGACGAUGAAAAUGAAACAUCCGAAUAAGAUGCCGAUGAUUUCGGGCGGCCCGCUAAUCGGCAAAUACGAAUUUGCACAGUUACACUUUCAUUGGGGUUCUCACGAUUCGGAAGGCUCCGAGAAUACAAUUAACAAUAGCAGCUUUCCAAUGGAACUUCACAUGGUGUUUUAUCAGAAAGCCUAUGGAAGCUUUGAUAAUGCUGUAGAACAUCCAGACGGCUUGACUGUUCUUGCGUUUCUAUUUUCUAAUUCUGAUAAACCAAAUAAGCACUACGAACCGCUUGAGGAAGUACUGCCACAUUUGGAGUUCGUAAAUUUAACACGACCGCUUAAAACUAUGCCGACUUUGGACGCGCUCACGAUGAAGAAUCGAAGUGUUUAUUACACGUAUGGCGGUUCACUAACAACACCGCCAUGUUCCGAAGUAGUCACGUGGAUUGAAUUCAAAAAUACCGUCCCAAUGGCACACUCGCAGAUUGAAGCAUUCAGACAUUUAAAAGAUGAACAUGGUAAUUUAAUGUCUCACAAUUUCCGCCCAACGCAGCCCUUAUACGGUAGACUUAUUCGAAUGGUUUUCGAUGACCAGAAACAUUACUACCUGGUUCAGAAUGAAUACGAGAAAGCUAGUGCCGUAUCACAUUGUGCUAGUUUAGUCGUAUCACUCGUGGCCACCGUUAGCUCGUUGCUUCUUACCAACAAAUACAUUAUCUAAUUACACUUCCCUGUGAUAUAUUGCUUUCCACCCACCAAAGUAUUACUACAUUAAGAUAGGAAUGAUCCAUAUUUUUGUAUAAUACUGCAUUUUAUAUAAUUAUUUUUACUAUCGCAAUGCUGCAAUAAUUUAUUUACAGUUUGCUAUACUCUGUAUAUAGUUGAUGAAAAUAAAUGACGGAUGCAAAAGAGAAA
Messenger RNA from Dalotia coriaria, 1456 nucleotides. Its product is annotated as carbonic anhydrase 2-like. The transcript has 7 exons. The record is from RefSeq and is a predicted model, not a curated record. NCBI's taxonomy places the organism in Eukaryota, Metazoa, Arthropoda, Insecta, Coleoptera, Staphylinidae. Gene Ontology annotation, molecular function: zinc ion binding; carbonate dehydratase activity. Gene Ontology annotation, cellular component: plasma membrane. Bases 285 to 1262 code for a protein of 325 amino acids. Gene Ontology annotation, biological process: one-carbon metabolic process.